Molecule: messenger RNA, 2709 nt
Organism: Cordyceps fumosorosea ARSEF 2679
Lineage: Eukaryota; Fungi; Ascomycota; Sordariomycetes; Hypocreales; Cordycipitaceae
Product: small nucleolar ribonucleoprotein complex subunit
Exons: 3
Coding region: 1-2709 (902 amino acids)
Biological process (GO): endonucleolytic cleavage in 5'-ETS of tricistronic rRNA transcript (SSU-rRNA, 5.8S rRNA, LSU-rRNA); endonucleolytic cleavage to generate mature 5'-end of SSU-rRNA from (SSU-rRNA, 5.8S rRNA, LSU-rRNA)
Cellular component (GO): nucleolus; 90S preribosome; small-subunit processome
Molecular function (GO): protein binding; U3 snoRNA binding
Source: RefSeq, a predicted model, not a curated record
AUGGCUACGAAGCAGCCCUUGAAGACGACUUUUGACGUCGAUCGUGUGAUUCGACCGAUAUUUACUGGCGGUUCUGUAUCAAUCGACAACGAUGCGCAGAUCUUGGCCACAACAAUUGGCGAGGAUGCUAUCCUGACGAACCCCGCCAACGGUCGGCAUCUUGGUGAAAUCGAAGGAGAUGGAGAGCUCAUUUCUACCCUUACUUUGACACCUUCUGCUUCGCAUCUCAUCAUCUGCUCUCGAUCACUGUCUAUGAGAAUAUUUUCGCUCAAGAAAUCGGCCGACGGAAGUUCUGUUGAAUCAUCACUUAUUCGAACUCUUAAACCCCAUACCACGCCGGUGUCUGUCCUUGCAGUCGAUCGAACAAGCACGCUCCUCGCCACCGGCGGCACCGACGGCGCGAUCAAGGUCUGGGAUAUUGCUGGAGGGUAUGUGACCCAUACAUUUCGCGGACCUUCAGUCCUUGUUUCGGCUUUGCACUUCUUCGAGGUUGCAUCUCGAUCCCAAGACGCCGGGCGUUCUCGCAAGGGCAAAGGACAAGCGCGGGACGACGGCGAAGAAGAAGAUUCGAACACGACUAGCUUCAGGCUCAUUUCCGGAAGUCAGGAUGGAAAAGUCAAAGUCUGGGACUUGAACAAGCGGAGUUGCAUCGCAAACCUUGACUCGCAUGUCUCUAACGUGCAGGGCCUAGACUAUUGCCCGACUCAGCAUGCCAUCGUAACCGCGAGUCGAGACAAGACGCUCAUCUGGUGGGAUGCUAAGUCUUGGAAGAUCCGCAAAGUUGUGCCCUGUUUAGAGCUUGUUGAAGCUGCCGGGUUUCUUGACGAUGGAAACUUGACGUAUUCAGCUGGUGCCACCGGUUGCCUGCGUAUCUGGGACACCGAUACGGGCAAGGAGCUGACACCAAAGCAAUCGGAGAAGAGCGAAGAAGAGGCAUUCGUAACCGCUCUGAAUACCCCCCGUCUACCAUUUAUUCUAGGUGUUCAGGUAGACCAUACGCUGGCCCUUUACAAAACUCCAACGAAGGCCGAUCCUACAUCCCUCUCUGCGCCUAAGCCUUUUCGCCGCAUUUCUGGAACCCACGACGACAUAAUCGAUCUUGCCUAUAUGCUGCCAGAUAGCACUAUGCUGGCAUUGGCCACAAACUCCGAGGACAUUAGAUUGGUAUCUGUCGUGGAUUCCGAUGCAGAGGGUGCUUCCGCGGCGUGGGACCUUGAUGGCGCGCCAUACUUCGGCCAAGAUACAGCAUUGCUUAAAGGGCAUGAAGAUAUUGUCAUCUCACUGGAUGUCGAUUGGUCUGGGCACUGGAUUGCUACCGGUGCAAAGGAUAAUACGGCUAAGCUUUGGCGAAUCGAUCACACAAACCGAUCGUACACAUGUUGGGCAACCUUCUCAGGACACGCCGAGUCCCUCGGUGCAGUUGGUCUUCCUCACACAGCACCACAAGAGAGCUCGCAGGCAUUCAAAGAUCCCUUAUCUCACCCUCCUGCCUUCAUAAUUACCGGUUCCCAGGACCAGACUAUCAAGAAGUGGGAGGUGCCUCGUAAGCCGCUGCAGCAGGGCUCAAAGCUGGGAGCUAAAGCACUUUAUACUCGAAAGGCCCAUGACAAGGAUAUCAACGCCAUCGAUGUUCAUCACUCCGGGAACUUGUUCGCGUCAGCCUCUCAGGACAAAACUGUGAAAAUUUGGUCUGUUGCCGAGGGAGAAGUGCAAGGUAUUCUACGUGGCCACAAGCGAGGUGUAUGGUCGGUACGAUUUUCGCCCGCGAACCUUCCUACGCUACAGGGCGAUGACGGACCCGUCACGGGCAAGGGUGUCGUUCUUACGGGCAGCGGUGACAAGAGCAUCAAGCUAUGGAGUCUGGCCGACUACACCUGCAUUCGAACAUUUGAGGGGCAUUCAAACAGUGUAUUGAAGGUCGCAUGGCUCAACAUGCCCGUCAAGGGCGAGCAGAGGAAAACAGUCCAGUUUGUUAGUGCCGGCGGUGAUGGACUUGUUAAGGUUUGGGACGCGAAUUCGGGCGAGACAGAGUGCACGCUGGACAAUCACGAGGACAGAGUAUGGGCAGUUGCUGUCCAGGCAAAGACAAAUAUGAUUGUCUCUGGCAGCGGUGACUCGACAGUCUCUUUUUGGAAGGAUACCACAACAGAGACACGAGCGGCCGCGUCCAAGGCUGCGCUGGAGUUGAUUGAGCAGGAGCAGGAGCUGCAAAACCACAUCCACGCCGGCUCUUACAGAGAGGCGAUCACACUGGCAUUGCAACUGAAUCAUCCCGGGCGACUAUUGUCUCUCUUCACCUCGGUUGUGACUGGGGAGAAGAAGGAUGAGGGGAGUCACACUGGCUUGCGAGCUGUGGAUGAAGUUCUCGGCAAUCUUUCCGACGACCAGAUUUUCCUUUUGUUACUCCGCCUUCGCGAUUGGAACACGAAUGCGCGCACUGCUCCUAUUGCACAGAGGAUUCUUUGGGCUCUCGUGCGCAGCUACCCGGCUUCCAAAUUUUCCAACUUGUCUGUCAGGGGAGCCAAGGGACAGCAGAGCCUCAAGGACAUUCUACAAGCAUUGAGAGUCUACACCGAGAGACACUACAAGCGCAUGGAGGAGUUGGUGGACGAGAGCUAUUUGGUAGAGUACACGUUGCAGGAGAUGGAUAACCUUGCCCCUGUAGCAGGUGAGGAUGAGCCCAUGGAGGAUGCUGUGUCGGUGGCAUAG